GAUUGCUUUGUUACUUUGGACGUUUCGAGCGUCGGAGGAAAGAGGCGUCUGAAGUAACAGCCGAGUGCUUAAAAUCCGAAUCUGUACAUUGGAUAUUUUUUGCAUCGGCGAUUAAAAGAUGAAGAAGAUAGAUACGUGAACGAUUGUUUUUGUAAUGCAUUCAAUGAUUGAAAACUAAUAGCGUGCAUCCAUUUACUUGAUUUGUUUACAUUUGUUACAUAUGACCUUUUCAAAAGUUACGCGAGAAAAUUUGUUCUUUGAACAUAGUAGAGAAGUUCCUUCCAAAACAACAACAUGGCAUCGGCGAGGUCAUCGAUUUACCAGGAUUUGUCUGAGGUAUAUGAUAACGUUAUAAAUAAGGAACAUCCCAGGAAGCUUAUACCGGAGCUUUGUAAACAAUUCUACAACCUUGGAUGGGUAACUGGAACUGGUGGAGGAAUCAGUAUAAAGCUUGAUGACGAAAUUUAUAUCGCUCCAUCCGGGGUUCAGAAGGAGAGAAUUCAGCCAGAUGAUUUAUUCAUUCAGAACAUCGAUGGCGAUGACAUACAAGAGCCUCCAGAGUAUAAAAAGUUGACAAAAAGCCAGUGCACGCCGUUAUUCAUGUUAGCUUAUCGUGACAGAAACGCUGGAGCUGUUAUACACACUCAUAGCCCGGCUGCAGUUGUUGCAACGCUUCUAUGGCCUGGAAGAGAGUUUAGAUGUACUCAUUUGGAGAUGAUAAAGGGUAUCUAUGAUUACGAGCUAGAACGAAAUUUGCAAUUCGACGAGGAGCUUGUGGUUCCAAUAAUUGAAAAUACACCGUUCGAGAAAGAUUUGGAAGAUCGCAUGGCGAAUGCUAUGAAGGAGUACCCAGGAACAUCAGCCAUUCUAGUCAGACGACAUGGAGUUUAUGUAUGGGGUCAAAACUGGCAGAAAGCUAAGACAAUGACCGAAUGUUAUGACUAUUUGUUCUCACUGGCGGUGGAAAUGAAAAAAAUUGGGCUCGAACCGAACGAGGUGCCGAAAUACUACAGAAAAAAUAGAUUGAGCGAUAACUAAGCGGUACUGAGCAACGAUGAAACAUGGACCAAAUUCCAUCAGGUUUAGAUUUGUGUACUAGUGUGACCUACCUCUUCACCAAGCACUCCUGUUACCGUUACCGUUAGCAUUGUUGAAAUAUAAAUUUAAUAUAAAAAGCUUGCACAAAUGUGGACAUCGAACAAUUA
Messenger RNA from Toxorhynchites rutilus septentrionalis, 1205 nucleotides. Its product is annotated as probable methylthioribulose-1-phosphate dehydratase. Gene Ontology annotation, cellular component: cytoplasm. The record is from RefSeq and is a predicted model, not a curated record. Bases 295 to 1038 code for a protein of 247 amino acids. The transcript has 8 exons. NCBI's taxonomy places the organism in Eukaryota, Metazoa, Arthropoda, Insecta, Diptera, Culicidae. Gene Ontology annotation, molecular function: methylthioribulose 1-phosphate dehydratase activity; metal ion binding.